Molecule: messenger RNA, 2435 nt
Organism: Nycticebus coucang (slow loris)
Lineage: Eukaryota; Metazoa; Chordata; Mammalia; Primates; Lorisidae
Gene: WDR45B
Product: WD repeat domain 45B
Exons: 10
Coding region: 169-1203 (344 amino acids)
Biological process (GO): autophagy of mitochondrion; nucleophagy; protein lipidation
Cellular component (GO): phagophore assembly site membrane; extrinsic component of membrane; cytosol
Molecular function (GO): phosphatidylinositol-3,5-bisphosphate binding; protein binding; phosphatidylinositol-3-phosphate binding
Source: RefSeq, a predicted model, not a curated record
GCGCGCGCACGCACGCACGCAGGCAGGCACGCAGGCAGGCACGCAGGCACGCACGCACACGGAGCACUUCCGGCCGCGGCGGCCUCUGCGGUGGCUUGACGAGAGCCGAGCGCCCGGCCUCCCCGAGCGGCAUGCGGCGCUGAUGAGCGCUGACACCUCGGCGGCGCCAUGAACCUUCUACCGUGUAACCCGCACGGCAACGGGCUGCUCUACGCGGGCUUCAAUCAGGACCACGGUUGCUUUGCGUGUGGUAUGGAAAAUGGAUUCCGAGUCUAUAACACCGAUCCACUAAAAGAAAAGGAAAAACAAGAAUUUCUAGAAGGAGGAGUUGGUCAUGUUGAAAUGUUAUUUCGCUGCAACUAUUUAGCUUUAGUUGGUGGUGGAAAAAAGCCGAAAUACCCCCCCAACAAAGUGAUGAUCUGGGAUGACCUGAAAAAGAAGACGGUUAUUGAAAUUGAAUUUUCCACAGAAGUCAAGGCAGUCAAAUUGCGGCGAGAUAGAAUUGUGGUUGUUUUGGACUCCAUGAUUAAGGUGUUUACAUUCACACACAAUCCCCAUCAGUUGCACGUCUUUGAAACCUGUUAUAACCCUAAAGGCCUCUGUGUCCUGUGUCCCAAUAGUAACAAUUCCCUGCUGGCCUUCCCUGGGACGCACACAGGCCAUGUGCAGCUUGUGGACCUGGCCAGCACAGAGAAGCCUCCUGUAGACAUUCCUGCACACGAAGGCAUCCUGAGCUGCAUCGCUCUCAACCUGCAGGGAACAAGAAUUGCGACUGCAUCUGAAAAAGGGACCCUUAUAAGAAUAUUUGAUACUUCAUCAGGGCAUUUAAUCCAGGAACUGCGAAGAGGAUCUCAAGCAGCUAAUAUUUACUGCAUUAACUUCAAUCAGGAUGCUUCCCUCAUCUGCGUCUCCAGUGAUCACGGCACAGUGCAUAUUUUUGCAGCUGAAGAUCCAAAAAGGAAUAAGCAGUCUAGCUUGGCGUCAGCCAGUUUCCUUCCAAAAUACUUCAGUUCCAAAUGGAGUUUUUCCAAGUUUCAGGUUCCCUCAGGCUCUCCAUGCAUUUGUGCCUUUGGAACAGAGCCCAACGCUGUCAUUGCAAUCUGCGCAGAUGGCAGCUACUACAAGUUCCUCUUCAACCCCAAGGGGGAAUGCAUCCGGGAUGUCUAUGCCCAGUUCCUGGAGAUGACUGAUGACAAGCUGUGACUCCACCUGUGAGCUCAGUGCCAGCACUGCUGUCCCCUUGCAGACUCUGGGGGCUUGUGCCCAGGCCUGGUGGGCCCCAGGCUGGAGGGGCUCCCAGGGACCUUGGUCUCAAAGCCAUAUGUGGUUGUCUGCUUUCCUUAGAAAGACUUUUCAAUUCCAGUAUUACAGAGAGAAUUAUCAUCAAGGCACCACAGAUGCUCAGCGUUUAUGCCGACUGCCAGCUAUCUCUCAUUUGCUCACCCGAGGCAUUCCCAGGCUGGCCGCACCUGUAUGGUGACAGGGGCUCCCUGCAGACCUGGGGGCUGGGUGGAGAGGAUGGACUCAUUGAGGUUUGUUUUUGUAACAGAUUCCGUCAUUUUUACUGCAUCUACAGUGGGGAAAUGAGCAAGUGUGUAAAUGUAGUUCGUACGUUCUAAGCAGAUUUAAAUAGAACACCAGCAGCUUGCCUUAGAAAAGGAGAGAGGAAUUCCUUUUCCCAUCUGAAUGUGGGAAGAAAUGAGAGUCCUGCUGAGGGGCCGUGGUGUGGAAGUCUCCCCUGCUCAGCCCUGGCCACGCUCCUCUCUGCUUGUGGCAGACACCAGGUGCACCCAGGAAGUAGAGCAGCCAUCCUCGGGCUUGGGCAGUGACAGGGCCAUGGCUGGGUCUCCUGGAUAAAUUCUGGGUUAAAACUGAGUUUCCCUGUUAUGUGUAGGGAACAAAGUAGUAAAAUUUAGUCAUAGAAGAAAGUGACAACUUAGUGGGACAUUUCCACAGAGCAGUACCGCAGAGCGUCCUCUGGCAGCUCCUGUCAGUGUGGCGGGAAAUGCCUCGGCCAGCCUGUGUCUCCGUGUCCCUCCUCACUCUCUGUCCCCAGCAUUUACAGGAGUAGCAUACACUAACAUUUGGGAAUGAAAGGCACAGAACUUUCUUUUUAACAUUUGGUAACUAAAGUAGGUUAUGGGCUCUACGUUCUCAACUACUUGAAAUAUAUGUUUAAUUUUCUUAAAUUCCCUUUAAAGCAACUUAAUUUCAUGGUUUUGAUUUCAGGUUGCAAACAUUUAAAAUCUGCAUAGCGAGUUCUCUGUUUUGCCGAUUCCUUUACUGUCUUGUAAUCAACUAACUUUGUAUGCGACUUUGAUGUAAAGUAUGCAUGUUACUUUUAUGUGUAUUUAAUCAUGAAGUUUAAUUUUGCACACUUAUUUGUAUGUUUCUUUUAAAUAAAAGUGACUAAUUUGUUGUAUUCUGCCUGUAAA